UAUUUCUGUCACUGUCCUUAUCAGGACAGUAGCUAAAACAUUGUUGCCAUCAAGAACUGGGGAUGAAUCAAACCAUAUUUUGGCAUCCUCCUCCCCAGAGUCGGCCGGGGUCUGAACUGCACUGGAGUUAGCACUCAUUAAUGCCAUACCAUCCAUAUCCUGUAGCAUCGUGACUUCUUCGACUUUCUUUUUACCUUUUCUCUUAGUCUUUCUCCCCAUGCACACUCAGUAUUGAAGUACUCAGCUUAAGCAAGCAGAAUACCCUAGUGUUUUAAAAAAUCACAACGUAAUUAGCAAUUGUAUUACCACUUCACUGAAGUUUUCUUGCAGAACUUACGCACGCUUUUGGUUUGGUUUCGGUUUUGUGAAAUACCCCUCCGGUUGGGUGUUGCACCUAGUGAAUCAGCAUGUUAUGGAGAUAAAUGAGCUGGCUAAACCAACCCGAUCUGUAAGUUGCAGCCAGGGGCUUCUCGGCUAAAGAGCUUUCGGUGCAUAAGGAUAAGGUUAGUGGUGUAUUCUACAACUGGCAGGUUACCUUACUAGAUCUUGCUAUCUUGAGCAAGUAACAUGGCAGCAUUAUUGUAUGUUUUAGAACUGUUAGACAUCAAGAGUUUUUUGCUUUUUCUCGUAAUUUUCCUCCUUCUGUUUGACUACGUCAAAAACAAACCACCAAAGAAUUUCCCUCCUGGACCGUGGUCAUUGCCUUUUAUCGGUGACGUACAUCAUAUUGACCUUACCAAAAUCCAUCUACAGUUUGUCAAGUUUGCUGAGAAAUAUGGACGCAUUUUUAGCAUUCAAAUUUUUGGACCAAGGAUGGUUGUUCUUAAUGGACAGAAGCUAGUGAGGGAAGUAUUUGUCCAUCAAGGAGAAAAUGUUGCUGAUCGACCAUCCAUUCCUAUAGCUGUUGAUCUUACAGGAGACAAAGGGCUGAUUAUGUCUAAUGGCUAUGCUUGGAAACAGCAGAGAAGGUUUGCUCUUCACACCCUGAGGAAUUUUGGAUUGGGCAAGAGAAGCCUUGAGCCCUCCAUCCUUCAAGAAUGCAGAUAUCUAAAUGAAGCAUUCGCUAAUGAGCAAGGUAAAUCCUUCAAUCCACAAUUUAUCAUUAACAAUGCUGUGUCUAACAUCAUCUGUGUGCUGGUGUUUGGGGACCGCUUUGAGUACACUGAUGAUGACUUCCAGUCUCUCCUGAAGAACAUCAAUGAGGUCAUCCUCUUAGAGGGAGAAGUUUGGGCCCAGUUGUACAACAUGUUCCCAUGGAUAAUGCGCAGAGUGCCGGGCCCACACAGGAAAUUCUUUUCUAUUUGGAACGGAGUUAUUGAUUUUGUAAAGAAAAAAGUAGAGGACCACCGAGUAGAAUUUGAUCCUUCAAACUCUAGGGACUACAUUGAUUGUUUCCUUGGAGAAAUGGCAAAGCGGAAAGAUGAUGAAGCAUCAGGCUUUAAUGUGGAGAAUUUGUGCUACUGCACUCUGGACCUGUUUAUAGCGGGAACUGAAACCACAUCUACUACCCUAUACUGGGGUCUCCUGUACAUGAUCAAAUACCCUGAGAUACAACGAAAGGUGCAAGAGGAGAUAGACCGAGUUGUUGGAUCUUCACGUCAGCCCUCUGUGGCUGACAGGGAGAACAUGCCUUACACUGAUGCUGUUAUUCACGAGACACAGAGAUGUGGCAACAUUCUUCCAUUGAACGUUCCCAGACAGACCACCAAAGACACCCAAGUCGAUGACUUCAUCAUUCCCAAGGGCACAAUGGUGAUGGCCAACUUGACCUCUGUUUUGUUUGAUGAGACGGAAUGGGAAACCCCUCACACCUUCAACCCACAACACUUCCUUGAUGCAGAGGGGAAGUUCAGGAAGAGGGAGGCCUUCUUGCCUUUUUCUAUAGGGAAGAGAGUGUGCCUGGGAGAGCAGCUGGCCAGAAUGGAGCUGUUCCUGUUCUUCACCUCGCUGCUCCAGCAGUUCUCCUUCUCACCACCACAGGGCGUAGAACCCAGUCUGGAGUUUCGGGAACAUUGGAGACAAUGGAACAGCUGGAGACAUUGAAGAGCUGGAGAUCCAGGGAAGUUGCAAAGUUGUGAAGUUUGAAAUGUAAAGUUUAAAAUGAAUUGAAGUUGAAGAGUUAUCCUUGCUUGCUGUGAGGCAAGGGAAUAUAUUUGGUCCGGAGUUAUGCAGUGUUGCCUUGUUUGGACCUGGUGUGAAGAAAUUGAAACUGUUGCCAGAGUUUGCUGAAGAUCCUUUUAUGCCUGGACUCCAAUUGUGCUUCCCGGUUAAAUAAAUCCUGUAUUUUUGUACGGAACUGCUGAAGAAUCCCUCAACUCCACAUAAUCCAGUGGCACACCUCCCUAAACGUGGGGUGGCCACCUUGGUCCCUCACACUCUUUCAGCUCUCAUUCUCCUAAUUUUACAUUAGGGACAUCAUCAGUCGAUGCCUACUAGUUGUUUGUCUCAUCUCUCUGCUUCAUUCCUCAAACCAUGAUUUUUAUCUAUCAUGAUUCUAUCGCUUUUUUAAACACACAUAAAUUGUCAGACAAGCUCAAUGUCUAUCAUUGAGAAUCUGGGACCUUUAUUGAGGAUUUGAGCCCAAUUUUACAGUGGCCUAUAACAGAGAUGAAAAUAUGUAGUAAAUUAAGAUAAUGGGGGUACCUAUUAGCAUCAAAUCACUUUUUUGUGAGAUCUGAAUUAAUGGUAGUGAGUUAUAAAAAUUGAUUCCAUACAACUCCCAUAGACUGUUACUAGUGUGGACAUCUAGUUCACUACAGAACUUUUCUGAACUUUUCUGAGAAGCAAGUGGAUUAUCUUUCUCUUAAAACUGUACAGUAACUCUAAGUUAAUGUCAUUUGAACUAUUUAAGGAAUGCUAUGCAACUCAACUGGCAUUGAAAAUAGCCUACCAUGACAUGUCAACCGUGCCAAAUGGUUGUUCAAGACAACGUGCCUAUCCUACAUAUUUUUUCAUUAACAAUUCAACACUUUGAUUUUAUUACACUGCGAGUUGCAAUGGAUUAUGCUACUGAUGUUUAACUCCUACAUAAAUCCUACAGAUGUUUUGGAUAUCAAGAGUGUUUUGUUGUUUCUUUCAAUGUUCUUUAUAUAUGACUAUGUCCUGGAACGUGGUCAUUGCUGUUCAUAAGCGACAUGCAUAGCAUUGAUUUCAGUAGUUUUUCUGUAGCAUCCAGUUAAAAGGCUUGCUACAUUUAGUGCAUUUACAGGCCCAUGUCCAGGACCUGUGGAUACUUCAUGAGGUGAUAAUGGAAUACUCAGGCAAUACAAUUGUCUUUAUAUUUUAUACUCUCACUAACAGUAAUAAACUCAUGUUCUUUUGGGGCCCUCCUGUGGCAGAAACGUAUUAGCGACCAUUUAAUCCCUGAUACAGUGACCGCCCUAGACAUUUCUGAUAACAAAAAGCAAGUGUUAUUUCUGUGAACAAGGCUGAUAGGUAGGCCUACAAAGGGAAAAGGUGGGGAAGAAGAGAACACCGUACCACGUGAUUUUCCAGUCCUGUUGUGUAUUGGGUUGGUGUUUGCAGUCUAUAACAGUUGCCUAACCGUCGCUAGAGCAAGCAAAAUGACGGCAAUAUUGUAUAUUUUGGAACUGUUCAACAUCAAGAGUUUUUUGCUUUUUCUCUCAAUUUUCCUCCUUGUGUUUGACUACAU
Molecule: messenger RNA, 3652 nt
Organism: Alosa sapidissima (American shad)
Lineage: Eukaryota; Metazoa; Chordata; Actinopteri; Clupeiformes; Clupeidae
Product: cytochrome P450 2J6-like
Exons: 10
Coding region: 568-2043 (491 amino acids)
Biological process (GO): xenobiotic metabolic process
Cellular component (GO): intracellular membrane-bounded organelle; cytoplasm
Molecular function (GO): heme binding; iron ion binding; oxidoreductase activity, acting on paired donors, with incorporation or reduction of molecular oxygen, reduced flavin or flavoprotein as one donor, and incorporation of one atom of oxygen
Source: RefSeq, a predicted model, not a curated record